AAAGACGGAUGAUUGAUUGAAGGAGCACACAAUACGCCCAAACGCCGCCAAUCGAUAGGCAGCGAAGACGCAAGGAAUCAACCGACCACAAGCGGGCACCGACGCCAUCGGUACAACUCGUCUGCAUGGCCCAAGGCUUGGGCACGAUCUUCGCGGAGUUGGGGAUCUUGCAAUACCUGGAUACCUUCGUCGAGCAAGGCUUCGAUACAUGGGCUACCAUAUUGGAUAUAACAGAAUCAGACCUCGAUGCUCUGGGAGUGAAGCUAGGCCAUCGAAGGAAACUUCAAAGGCGGAUUGCGAACUCGAGAGGGCUGGCCCCAGACGCCUCACUUGUGUCUCCUAUCCGAGCAAGUGUUGAGGAUACUCGUACAGAAAAUACCAAACCAGAACCCAUCAAGCCAGAUUCGAAGGACGUAGCUGUUGUCACGAAGCGAAAGUACCGACGACAUCCAAAGCCGGAUGAGAAUGCACCCGAGAGGCCGCCGUCCGCAUAUGUGUUGUUCUCCAAUAAAAUGCGCGAUGAUUUGAAGGGUCGCAACCUAACCUUCACCGAGAUCGCAAAGCUUGUGGGAGAGAAUUGGCAGAGCCUGUCACCUGUCGAAAAGGAGCCCUUCGAGACGCAGGCAUUGAACGCCAAGGAAAAGUACAACCAAGAUCUGGCAGAGUAUAAGAAAACAUACGAGUACAAGAAGUAUGCCCAGUAUCUCCAUGAGUUCAAGCAGAAGCAGCUUCACCAAAACCAAGCUGCCAAGAAUGGUACUAAACGAUUGAAGCUGGAUGCCAAUGCUACCAGAGUUCAUCAAGGCAGCAGUGCUAGCGUCACUCCUGGCGGCAGUGGUACUGGCAGUGGUAGCGACAGCGUCAUGGCAAGUGAUGGUUCGACAACACGAAAGGACAGGGUAGGAUCCGUAACGUCCAUGCCGGAUUAUCCAUUUGCGCCCACUCUGUCGCAUCAACAUACCGUCGAAGAGUCGAUGCAUUCGCCAGCCAGCACAGCCUUUGAAAUAGAGCGAUCCCCUGUCGGAAUCUCGGGCAGUCCGCAUGGCCCUCAUCAGCGGGCACGAAGGCCGACAUGGUCAGACAGGCAUGCGAGUCCGGAGAAUGGGGUGUCUCAACAUUUACCCUCCUUGUCGGAUGUGUUCAACGGUGAUCGCAUGGCUGGCGUUACUAGGACAUCGGACUAUCAUGGGCUCGGCGGGUACGCGCCGGGCCCGGUACCGCCACCGCAUUCUGGUCCAAUGAUGCCGUUGUUGAAGCACGAAAUAUCCUCAGCGGGGAGUGCGGGAUCACCAGGGCCAGCCUACAGUAGGAUGCCCGGCGAUGCUUCGCUGCCCAUUCAUGCGCUGCUGUCGUCAAGCAAGCCAUCGCCGCCCGCUGCAUACGAACAGAGACCAAUGCCUUUUUUCGGACAGCCCGCAAAACAUGAUGUCUUCUCUGCGACACAUGUCCCGGGACCCGAUGCCAUGGGCGUUAUCACUGACCAACGAGGACCACCUCCUUUGGUCAAAUAUUCAUCAUCCGGCUCGUCGGGAGCCACCGACGCAUCAACAACGUCGUCGCGCACAUCCAUUAGCGUCCACGAAGGCGUUAUCGGUCCAGCGAAGGCGGAUCCAAACUUAGACGGCAUGAGUGCAUUGCUCAGAGCAGGGGAGAUUGUUGGCCGUCGUGAAAGUUGAAGACGAGACUGUUUGUCUCAGAACGACGGACCGACUCUGUAAAGUCUAGCAUCCUUGGUUGGGAAUUAUUUUUUCCGUGGUGCGGCACCACGACGAUGCUGCCACGUUCGUGGUUGAUGAAUUUGUCUUGCGGUUUGCUUGGGUGGGACGAUGGCUUGACUCGACUCGACUCGACUCGACGGACUGACUUGGCGUGUACUUGAAUACCCUCAUGAUUUGGCAUAUGCGUUGGGCUUCUUUCGUGCCACCGGAAAGGUUCGUCAGGAUGGCGCGCCCGGAAGAAUCUCCGUCGGGCGUUGAUGUUAUGAUUCUUUUUCUUGGGAGAACUUCUGGUUCGAAGCAGGGGAAACAGGUCUAGGGUUGAUGGACAGGGGAAUGAAAAUGCACGAACACGGGGACGUGCUCCAUCAUUAACGUCAGGAAAAAGAUAAAGACUGCCGAUGCGCAGAACAAUCAUGAUAAUAGCUUCUAGAGCCA
This is a messenger RNA of Verticillium dahliae VdLs.17, 2153 nucleotides long. RefSeq lists its product as uncharacterized. The record is from RefSeq and is a predicted model, not a curated record. The transcript has 7 exons. NCBI's taxonomy places the organism in Eukaryota, Fungi, Ascomycota, Sordariomycetes, Glomerellales, Plectosphaerellaceae. Gene Ontology annotation, molecular function: protein binding. The coding region runs from base 126 to 1676 and encodes 516 amino acids. Gene Ontology annotation, cellular component: nucleus. Gene Ontology annotation, biological process: regulation of gene expression.